AUGCCGAACCCACUGGAGGAAGAUUCCGCUGGCGGUCUCGUGGCUGCCAACAACGGUACCCAGGAGAAGCAGCAGAAUGGCCUGACGACGUUGGGUGACAAGGGAAUUGAGAGGGAGAAGCUGCCGCGUAUUGCAUCCACGAUGCAGAAGCAAAGGCACUGUAGUUUGAAUUUCUCGCAAAUGGGUUCAUCCCAAUAUCUUCAAGGAAAAUUAUCACAACUGUUCCUCACGAAUGGGGGCACUCACGGAGGAUUAUCCUCGACAUUAUCGAGAACCCAGUCCUCCAGCGAUGAAGCCGCAGCUGUUGUCAGCGACCAGAAGGAGGUCACAGUAAUAAGCUCAAAGGAGGUCCUGUGCUUGAGCGAAGUCUUUGGCGUGCCCCCGGCACGUGUACGGGAGGUGGCUGUUGCCUCGGAGGGUGAUCGCGAACUGGUGUUGGCCAUUCUUCAGAGUGAGUGGGAGGAUCGAGAACAGCGGGGCGAGCCACUGCUGCCUUCGGCCGAGCGAUCCCGAAGUGGAAGCAUUAGCGACGUUGGAGAUCGGCCAAAGCUGCAGUACGGCUCGAAGCACGCGGUGAGGCGGAUCAUGAAGCUUCUGGACCUCUCCCCUUUAUGGGAGGGAGAGAUCAUUCAUGCACUCAACGCCACAAAGGGGGACGCACAGGGGGCGUUGUCUGUCCUUACAAUGAAGAUGGAGAUGGCAAACGGAGCACCAGCCCAGCGGCUGAUGCGCUGCGGUGAAAGUAUGUCUGAGCAGGAUAUGAUAAAGGUUCAGGACUACAUUGGCCUUCUGGAGAAAUCGCUGGAGAUCACAAAGGCACAGGCACUGCAAACAGAGUUUGAAGGACGCACAAUAAAGGACAUUGAGGAUGCAUUAAGGCUCACAGACGGAGACUUGAACCAGGCUCGACUGUAUCUUCAGCAGGUGCCGGCACAAAAAGAGACCCGAAGAAAUCUUGAGGCCCUCAUUGCAUCGCCCAAGAAAAGUUUUUUUAGAAAGAGGGAACGGCGACAAUUGAAACGUUACCCCUCCGUAGUCAGCAUUGCUUGCCCCGAUAAUGCCGUAUCUUUGUUCCCUCAUACUGCGCGUUCGAGGAGCCCUGAUGAAGGCGAUCGAGAAGCAAAGUCUCCCUUCAGCAAAACGACAUAUGUUUUUCGCCCAACGGAUUUGGCGUUAUCGCACGUCGAAUUGCCUUCUCAUUUGAAACAGCAAAAUGCACAUGAGAAGGGUGAGACAGCAAUGGAACUACGGCCUAAGAAAACGGAAUUACCCGAGAUUAUGCGGGAACCAGCAGAUUUAUGGAUGGGCAAGAUGCCAAGAGGUGGUAGCGUGUAUGCCUUGAACAAUUUAGAUGAUGAGACAGAUGAUGAGCCCUUGUCGCCACAGAGCGUUGCUGCCAUCAAAUCUGCAUUUAGUCCAACCAAACAGGGCAGAUCGUCCGAAAAUAGGUCCUCGACCUCUCGUGGGCUCACAAUGCCUCCAUCACUGCCAACAAGUGGCAUAGAUGGCAUUUAUCCAGCUGCACCAUCCCUGCGAGGUAUCGCAGCGAGCUCCGGGCUUCCGCCACCGCCACCGCCGCCACCACCGGGCGCUGGAGCAAAGUCUGGACUUCCACCGCCACCGCCACCGCCGCCGGGCGCUGGAGCAAAGUCUGGACUUCCACCGCCACCGCCGCCACCACCGGGCGCUGGAGCAAAGUCUGGACUUCCACCGCCACCGCCGCCACCACCGGGCGCUGGAGCAAAGUCUGGACUUCCACCGCCACCGCCGCCACCACCGGGCGCUGGAGCAAAGUCUGGACUUCCACCGCCACCGCCGCCGCCACCGGGCGCUGGAGCAAAGUCUGGACUUCCACCGCCACCGCCGCCACCACCGGGCGCUGGAGCAAAGUCUGGACUUCCACCGCCACCGCCGCCACCACCGGGCGCUGGAGCAAAGUCUGGACUUCCACCGCCACCGCCGCCACCACCGGGCGCUGGAGCAAAGUCUGGACUUUCACCGCCACCGCCGCCACCGCCGCCACCGCCGCCACCGGGAGCUGGAGCAAAGUCUGGGCUUCCACCGCCACCGCCGCCGCCACCGCCCAAGGCGAAAUCAAGACCCGCACAAACUGGUCCUACGCGUAGUAUUCCCAUCGAUGUGGUAAAAAAUAUUUCGAAGGUGUCAGUAUUCAAAGCCAAAGAAUCUAUUGUACUUCCCGAGCUGUACCGCAAGGAAUUGGCUAAUGAGUUUAGGCGGGUGGAGAAGAAACCAAUGGAACGGGAAACGCUGGUGAUGAAGGAGGUUAUUAUCGAUCCCAAUCGUGAGCGGAAUGUGGGCAUUGUGCUUCAAUUUCUGCGGCUUCCUAUACAGACUAUUGAGGCAAGUGUGCGUACAUUUGAUGAGCUGACUCUUGGUGAGGAGCACAUUUCAGGCCUUGUCAAGAUUAUUCCCCACGCCGAAGAUCUUCGGCCUAUUGAAGCAUGGAUGAGGCGCAAUCCAAAGGCGAGCGUUGCGCGACUACAUCAACUGAGCAUACCUGUACGCUUUUUUAUGAUGACGAUGAAAAUUGGGCAUUACGCCGAGCGUUUGCAAUGUUGGAAUUUAAAGAACGAAUUCAAAGGGCGUAUUGAUGACCUUGAGGUGAAAAUUUGCCGCACGCUAGAGGGAGUGUCUGCUGUGAUGGAGUCCACGCAAUUGCCCCGCUUGUUACAGGUUGUUCUUGCAGUAAGCAAUUUUUUAAACACGGGUAGUCGAUUUCAGGAGGCGAAAGGAUUUCGUGUGACGCAACUACCGCAAAUUAUUGAAUUUCCGACAACAAACAACAACCGGGUUCUUUUGGAUUAUUUGGUUGAGAUCAUCGACCAGCAGGACCCGGCCCUGCACAAUUGGACGGAGGAACUGUUGUCGGCGGCGGAAAACGCAUCAAACUUUGAUGUAUCCGGGGUCGCUGGGGAGCUUAAAUCCGGUCGCGCUCGUCUGCAGAAGUGUGCGUCACUUGUGCGUGCGAUUCCGGAUGACAAGCCAUGGACAACGAAGCUUGGGAAGUUUAUCUACACCGCCUUUCCAGCGCUGGAUCAUGUCGAGCAGCUGAUGAGCGAGUUGAAUGCGAAAAUUGAGUUGAUGCCGGCUUAUUUCUGCGAAAAUUCCAGUUCUUUUUCUAUGAAUGACACGAUGCGGUGCCUGGCAAACUUUGCGAAGAAGUAUAACAGAAAGAGAGACCAGUUGGCAGCGAAACAAAUGCGACUAUCGAAGUUGGCGGCAAAAGAUGCGGAGAAUUCAGAGAAUGUCACGGAAGACCCCAAUUCGAGGGUGAAUGUUAACGAGUCGCACAAGGUACAACAUUCAUUACAAGAAUCCAAAAUAAAAGUAGAAAAAGAGCGAAGCAAGCCAUCUUCUCCAGCCCCAUAUGCCCUGAUGGCCAAGAGUGAUAGGAGAGGUACGGUGGGCAAUGGCCGCGGAGUAGGGAGGAGGACGGAGAGCCUUAACAAUGGGUCCUGCAGCAACUCCAGCAAUGGUGAAACUUGUUCUGAACCCCGUCUAUUACUCUUCCAGUAG
Messenger RNA from Trypanosoma cruzi, 3537 nucleotides. Its product is annotated as formin, putative. The transcript has a single exon. Bases 1 to 3537 code for a protein of 1178 amino acids. Lineage: Eukaryota; Euglenozoa; Kinetoplastea; Trypanosomatida; Trypanosomatidae. The record is from RefSeq and is a predicted model, not a curated record.